This is a messenger RNA of Penicillium angulare, 1008 nucleotides long. RefSeq lists its product as uncharacterized. The coding region runs from base 1 to 1008 and encodes 335 amino acids. Gene Ontology annotation, biological process: mRNA processing. The record is from RefSeq and is a predicted model, not a curated record. The transcript is spliced from 2 exons. Gene Ontology annotation, cellular component: THO complex part of transcription export complex. NCBI's taxonomy places the organism in Eukaryota, Fungi, Ascomycota, Eurotiomycetes, Eurotiales, Aspergillaceae.
AUGGCGUCCUACGGGCUGCUUGGCCAACCAGAAGAAGAUGCGCUCCACAAGUCGCGUCUUCUAAAUGUCGAAGAGAAACCUUUCAAGAGAAUUUCCAAACGUCUUCUUCACCCCGAAUCCCUCAUUGUCACCAACUCCUCCCUCCCUCCCACUCCGCCCCCCGAAGAACCAGAAGCCGAUGCGACCGCGACCGCAGAAUCCGAAAAGCAAAAGCGAUUGGAAGAAUGGCGUACUUUCCGCGAAGAUGUAACGCUCGACUUCGCCGCUUUCGAAGGCAGCAUUGCUCGCAUCCAGUUUCUCUUAACCAGUAAUGAAGAGGAGCGCCAGCGAUACGCAGUCGAGAAAGUCCGCAUCGUUGACACGAUGCAGGCUGUGCGCGGGAAUACGACCGAUCUGCGCGUCCAACUAGAGGAGGCUCAGAGAUUGUUGGCUUUGCGAAAGAGUUAUGAUGACCUGUCGGACAAAAUCACCAGGAAUCGAUUACUGAAGCCGCGAGAGGAACAACAGGGGAAUCUCCAGAAGCUCCAGCUGGAGAUUACGGACUUGGAAAAGGAAAGCAAAGACUAUGCCAAGACUUGGGCGGAGCGACGUGAACAAUUUGGUCGCAUUGUGGAGGAGGGUAUGCAAUUACGCCGCCUGAUUCGCGAUGAGAAGGAAGAGGUCGAGCGGAGAGAAGGUAUGCAAGAGGGCGAGGAUGGUGACGAGGGCGAUGUCUCUUCUAAGGGAAAGCUUAGUGCUGCAAGUAGUCCUCGUCCAGAUAAUGAGAGCGCGACUCCCUCGCAGCAAAGCCAGGAUGAGGGCAAAUUACAAGUUGAAAAGGGAUCGGGUACAGCAAGAGGCGUCUCUCCGUUGCGGAACGUUACUAGUGCAGAUGGCGCCCAAGGUCAGGAUGACACCAACAUGAUGGAUGAGGGUGAAAUCACUGUGGAGGAUGCUGGCGAACAAUCAGAUGAACUUGAGGAAGGCGAAGAACUUGCGGAUGAUCGUGAGAAAAUGGAUACCACUUAA